UAUGCGCCUGCUCCCCGCACCCCCCUCUUAGCGACGCGCCUGGCGACCGCCGAGACCCACUGUAAACACGUGGGGUUCUCGGCAGCCCCAUGUACACCUCGCCGCUCGCGCUCCUGCAGGUGUUCUUCCUGCUGAACCCCGAGGGCGCGCGUCCUCAGCCUUCUUCCUCCCCGUCAGGGCCAGGGCCCACCCCCUCGGAGCCGGGGUCGCAGGGCGGGACCCUUCCGGCCUCUUCGGAGGGGACUGAAACCCCGCGGGCCGUGCCUGGGACCUCUUCGGUGUUCCCUACUCUGGGGACCCCUUCAGCGCCUGAAAAUGGGGCCGUGGACCUCCUCCCAGUCUUACCGAUCUGUGUCUGUGACUUGACUCCUGGCACCUGCGAUAUCAAUUGCUGCUGCGACAGAGACUGCUCUCUUCUCCAUCCGAGAUCAGUUUUCUCCUUCUGCCUCCCGGGAAGCGUGAGGUCUUCGAGUUGGGUUUGUGUGGACAACUCCCUUAUCUUCAGGAGUAAUUCCCCAUUUCCUUCGAGAGUUUUCAUGGAUCUAAAUGGAAUUAAGCAGUUUUGUGUCCAUGUGAACAACUCAAAAUUAAACUAUUUCCAGAAGCCCCAAACAGUCAAUGCAUCCAACUUCCAGACCCCAGCUACAGAGUUUGGAGGCCAGCCAUUCGAUUCAGUAUUACAAACGCAGUCGCCACCACCUUUUUACAGGGCCGGGGACCCCAUUUUGACUUACUUAUCCAAGUGGUCUGUACUGAGUUUGCUGAGGCAGCCUGCGGGAGUUGGAGCUGGGGGACUCUGUAUCGAGAGCAAUCCUGCCGGUUUCCUGGAGAGUAAAAGUACAACCUGUGUCCGUUUUUUCAAGAACCUGGCAGACAGCUGCACCUCGGACCCCGCCCUCAAUGCUGUCUCUUACUACAACUUCACAGUCUUGAAGGUGCCAAGAGGUAUGACUGAUCUGCAGAAUAUGAAGUUCCAGGUUCCUAUAACACUUGUCUCCCAGGCUGCUUCUCCUCUGUUGGCUGGAAACACUUGUCAGAAUGCUGUUUCCCAGAUCAUCUAUGAGAUAGAGACCAAUGGGACUUUUGGGAUCCAGAAGGUCUCUGUCAGCUUUGGACAAACCAACCUGACUGUUGAGCCAGGCGCUUCCUUACAGCAACAAUUCAUCAUUCGCUUCAGGGCCUUUCAGAGCACAGCCACUUCCCCACCUGGUCCUCGAAGUGGGAAUCCUGGCUAUGUUGUCGGGAAGACACUCUUGGCUCUAACUGGUGACAUAAGUCACUCUGUGACCCUCUUGCAGAGCCAGGGUGAUGGAACUUGCUCUGUCAGGAGACACAAAGUACAAUUUGGGGUGAAUGCAAUGUCUGGAUGCAAACUCAGGCUGAAAAAUGUGGAUUGCAGCCACUUGCAACAAGAGAUGUACCAGACUCUUCACGGAAGGCCCAGACCAGAGCAUGUUGCCAUCUUUGGUAACGCUGACCCCGCUCAGAAGUCAGAGUGGACCCGGAUCCUCAUCAGAAACUGCAGUGUUUCAGCUACACACUGCACUUCUUGCUGUGUCGUACCAGUGUCCCUGCAGACCCAGGUAUUGUGGGCAUAUAUAGGCCUCCAAUCCAACCCACAAGCUCAUGUGUCAGGAGCACGAUUCCUGUACCAGUGUCAGUCCAUAAAGGAUUCCCAGGUAACAGAAGUGUCUUUGACAACUACUGUGACCUUUGUGGACAUUACCCAGAAGCCAGAGCCUCCUCGGGGCCAACCCAGAACCAACUGGAAAUUGCCAUUCGACUUCUUCUUUCCUUUCAAAGUCGCCUUCAGCAAAGGAGCAGACUCUCAGAAAGGCUCAGUCUCUCCCGUCCUUAUCCUGUGUCUCUUACUCCUUGGAGUUCUCUUAACCUAGAGACUAAGUAACAAAAGGAGAGGAACCGGAUUUUAAUCUUCCCUAUGGGAAGUCCUACGGCAGCCUACUUGUGUUGGCUAAUGACCAGAGAGCAUUUAGGAGAAGAGUGGACUUAACUGGAGGAGCCUUUGUACAUGAGAGAAGAGAUUUUAGAAAAGCAAUAAAAAUAUCUUGUUCAUCCUAGCUCUCUGCUUAGAACUUGAACAUGCUGCAGUAAUGUCAGUUGCAAAGAUCUCCAAAAAUUGAGUCCCUGGUAUAUGACCUACAGAAUACCAGCUAUACAUCAAGUUCUGUUCUCCUCAAGCAGGAGAGUGCAAUGAGCCCUUCCUCCGGCCCUUCAGUGUGUGAUGCCUGACCAAAGGUUUGCAAACCUUCAUCCAUCUGCUCGCAGACACAGCUGGCUCAACAUCAAAAAGGAUCAUGCUCCUACGCCCCCCACGUGAACUUGGGAAUAGCUGCCCUCUGGACUUGAAAGAAGCUGACUGUUCAGAAAAGAAAACCACUCGCUAUGUAUUUUAUCGGGCUCCUCCCUGCUCCCUUGGGCCAGUCUUCCCAGGCAAGCAGUUAUUUCUAUAGUUCCCAAAAUGAAUGUAGAAUCCCAACCCCCUUUCCUACUAGCAAAUGAUCCUACUAUCUGUGUUUUUCCUUUCCUCCACUGUGGUGGAGAAAUAAAACUGAUUGAGACUCAAUUGUCCGAAUCCCAGCAGCACAUACAAGUUAAGUAACGUGGUCUGCCUCAUGAUUAUUUUUCUACAUAUAUGAGGGUUUAAAACAACAACAACAACACAAACUUCAUCUUUUCACACAGUUCCCCAAUACCCUCCCCUCUGGCAUCCAUCAGCCUGUUCUCUGUAUUUAUGA
Molecule: messenger RNA, 2756 nt
Organism: Pipistrellus kuhlii (Kuhl's pipistrelle)
Lineage: Eukaryota; Metazoa; Chordata; Mammalia; Chiroptera; Vespertilionidae
Gene: TCTN3
Product: tectonic family member 3
Exons: 14
Coding region: 90-1895 (601 amino acids)
Biological process (GO): cilium assembly; smoothened signaling pathway
Source: RefSeq, a predicted model, not a curated record